AUGUAUCCCGGGUCUCUUUUUCCUCUCCUCGCGGUACUUGCCGUUGGAACCUUCUCCGCAGAAGCGAUUGGUUCAGCACCGAGAUGCAAAUGCAUUCCCGGCCAAUCCUGCUGGCCUUCGACUGCAGAAUGGAGAGCGUUUGACAAGAAGAUUGGCGGAAGUCUUAUCAAGACUGAACCAAUCGCACAGUCAUGCUACCCUGGUCCAGAGAAGGAUCUGAAGCAGUGCGCGUAUGUGAACAAAAUGUGGUCGGAUCAGGAUUUCCAGUCGUCGAAUCCUAUCGGGAGACCUUAUCCGUACAACAUCACCUGCGCGCCUGUGGACUACGCUGCAGGUCAACAGCCUACGACCUGCAGUCUGGGGUCUUUACCUGUUUACGCUGUCAAUGCUACUACACUAUCUCAAAUACGAAGUACCAUUUCGUAUGCGCGCGAGAAGAAUAUCAGGCUCGUUGUUACCGGAACAGGUCAUGAUCUUCUUGGUCGCUCCGAUGGAUUUGGUGGUCUUGAGCUGUGGCUUCAUCAGUUCAAGAGCGGGACUGAAUUUCAGAAGACUUACAAAUCUGAGAAUCAGUGUAAAAAGUCAAGCUGGAAGGGCAGUGCUAUCAAGAUUGAUGGUAAUUACCAAUGGCGCGAGGUGUACAAGGUAGCUGAGGCGAACAAUGUCAUCGCAGUUGGUGGAGGUUCUAUCACGCCUGGAGCCAUCGGUGGGUGGGCUUCUGGCGGUGGCCAUGGACCUGCCACGAGGAAUUACGGUCUUGGUGCAGAUCAGAUUCUUGAGGCAGAAGUGAUGCUGGCUGAUGGACGAGUCGUCAUCGCUAAUCACUGUGAGAACACAGAUCUUUUCCGUUCUAUGCGUGGCGGAGGGCCAGGCUAUGGUAUCACUCUGAGCAGCACCAUCAAAGCUCAUCCGAACGUCAAGACUGUCACAGCUCAUCAUCUUCAGAUCGCACCGCUGGAGAAGACAGAGAAGAAUGCAGAUCUUCUGGACGCUGUGACUGUUCUUCUACAGUCGCUUCCUGAUCUCAACGACGCUGGCUUUGCUGGCUACGGUUACUGGUUUCGAAACUUUCCCACUGUCUUUGUUGGCAACGCUACCUCUGGAUAUUCACACGGUGUUUGGACAAUUGGUAAGGGCCGUGAAGAAGCUGAGGCGGCUUGGGCUCCGGUGCGAAAGGCCUUGGCGAAGUAUGAAGGCAAGCUCUACAUCAACGAGAGCUGGGCCACGUACGAUGACUACUGGUCAUUCUACCACACUGAGUCAGGGUUGUACGACCCAACUGGCGACACCUCUGUCUUGACUUCGCGAUUGAUCGACCGUCAGAGCGUGAAGAGCUUCGACAAAGUCCGAGAUGCCGUCGAAGUCAUGAGCGGCAAACCCGAUGAAUUCGGCACAAGCGUUAUUCUUCUCACAUCCGGAGGCCAAGUCUUCAAAGACGCUUCCGACAAGACAAGCGGUCUACACCCAGCCUGGCGAAAGUCACACUACGUUCUCAUCUCAGGCACGGGUAUUCCUCGAACCGGCAACACUGCUGAGCGCAAAGCAGCGAAUGACGACGUGACGUUUGUCAAGGGUGCUGCGGCGAAGAAGUUGGCUCCUAAGACUGGUGGGUACAUGAAUGAGGGUGAUCGGAAUGACCCUGAUUGGAAGAAUUCGUUCUAUGGGAGUUUGUAUGGUGAGCAUCUCAAGACGAAGAGGAAGUAUGAUCCUUCUCAUGUUUUUUACUGUCCUACUUGUGUUGGGUCUGAGGAGUGGGUUGAGAGGCCAGACGGGCCUUUAUGUAGAGUUGCGUAA
Messenger RNA from Fusarium tjaetaba, 1794 nucleotides. RefSeq names its product 6-hydroxy-D-nicotine oxidase. Lineage: Eukaryota; Fungi; Ascomycota; Sordariomycetes; Hypocreales; Nectriaceae. Bases 1 to 1794 code for a protein of 597 amino acids. The record is from RefSeq and is a predicted model, not a curated record. Gene Ontology annotation, molecular function: FAD binding; oxidoreductase activity. The transcript has 2 exons.